Messenger RNA from Malaclemys terrapin pileata, 2908 nucleotides. RefSeq names its product neurensin 1 (gene NRSN1). The coding region runs from base 269 to 856 and encodes 195 amino acids. Lineage: Eukaryota; Metazoa; Chordata; Testudines; Emydidae. Gene Ontology annotation, biological process: nervous system development. Gene Ontology annotation, cellular component: neuronal cell body; neuron projection; transport vesicle. The record is from RefSeq and is a predicted model, not a curated record. The transcript has 5 exons.
GAACUGAGUCCAUCAGUAAUAAGCCAUUUAUUUCAUGCAAGCAGGCUAAACUGCACAUCAAUUGGAGAGAAAGACCUAUUAAAACUAGAACCUGAUCCCUCUGAGACCUUCCUAUGUGCCUUCCUCCAGACUUAUGAAAGUGCAAGGAGUCCACUCCGGGCCAUCAGCAAGUCACAUACUCAGUAAAGAUUGGAAAGAUGAGCCUUUAAAAAGAAAGGUCAGAGUGUCUAACAUCAGAAAGAAGAGAAGGACUUAAAACGUGAGAAGGAUGAGCUCAUAUGCGGAUAUCUGCAGCUCCAAGCAAGCGCAGAGCGGCACGGAGGGAAGUUAUCAACGCUAUGGAGUUCGAUCCUAUCUGCAUCAAUUUUAUGAGGACUGCACAGCUUCAAUUUGGGAGCAUGAGGAGGAUUUUCAGAUCCAGAGGUCACCUAGCAGGUGGAGCUCUGCAUUCUGGAAGGUCGGACUCAUCUCUGGGGUGGUUUUUAUGCUGAUCGGGUUAACAGUUCUUGUAGUAGGUUUUCUUGUGCCACCGAAAAUCGAAGCCCUUGAGGAAGAUGAUUUCGUUGUUGUGGAUAACCAUGCCAUUCAGUUUAACGGAGCCCUUGAUAUAUGUAAGCUGGCAGGAGCGAUCUUAUUUUGUAUUGGCGGGACCACAAUGGCAGCAUGCCUGUUGAUGUCUGCUUUUGCUAAAAGCUACUCCAAAGAAGAAAAGUAUCUUCAGCAAAGGUUUAAAGAGAGAAUAGCAGACAUAAAAGCCCAUGCACACCCAGUCACAAAAGCACCAGCACCAGGAGAAUCGAAGAUACCUGUCACUUUGUCCAAAGUUCAAAACGUCCAACCUUUAUCAGAAACCUGACAUUUCCCUUUUUAAUUUAUACAUCAUUUAAUUUGAAAAGGUCAGCCUUUGUGAGCAUAUGAAUUUGUAUUUACAGUACAGCUUCAAGUACUCUGCUCUGUAAGAGGGGAACUGAUUGGAAACCUUAUCUAGCAGAAUUUAAAUGUUGGCAAAUGAGGGAAGUUUAGGUGAUUAGUGCUUUGAAUAAUGUAUACACGUUCAAAUAUAUGAAUUGUGUAAACAAGUGCUCACCUAUGUUGAUCUAGGUCAGCCUACCAACAUGGUUACAACAACACUGGAGGGGGGAAAAAAAAGAUUUUUAAUUUCUUAUCAGUUUGUGUCAUUUGAGAAAAAUGGGCAUUUUUAUACCAAUUGUAUCAUGGCCAUCCAAAAUUAUGCUCUGUUUAAAGUAAAUGUGGUGUGUUCUUUUUUUUAGCUAUGGUAGUUUUCAAAACUUUUUUUAGACUUGGUGUUCUUUCACUUUCCAGUCCUGCUGUACAGGGGGUAAUAUCCUGCCCUCUUUACCCAUGUUUGUAGUCCUGUCAUUUUCAAUAGUCUCUAUAAAAAUAAGAGUGUACAUGUACACAUUCUAGGUCUCUCACACAGAAGAACUUAUGCUGCCCCAAUUUUGAUUAAGGCACAUCAGCCAACAGCGUUUCCAUAUGGGAAACAAACAUAAUUUUAGGCCCAAAUUUGUCACCAUCCCUCCUUUUUAAAAUCACCAAAUUUUAUUAACAAAUACAAAAUAAGGAAAGCAAGAUUAUGAAACAUCCUAUUUCAAUUAAGAAAAAGAACUCCACAUUUCCCCAUUGGUUGUUUGGUGUGGUGUCCCUCAUCAUGAGUCUUUGCCAAACAUUCUUAAAACUCAUAACGCACAUUUGGGCCUUGGCAGGAUGGGAAUUAGACUAUGGUUUAAAGCAGUGGUCACCAACUGGUCAAUCGCGAUUUCCGGUGGCAGCACAGUAUGGCUGCUUAAAGCUACCCUGCCCCCACACCGCUCCUGGAAGCGGCCACUGUGGCCCCGGGGGCGGGAGGGCAGGGGUCUCCCUCCCUGUGUGCUGCUUCUGCCUGCGAGCACCGCCCUUGCAGCUCCCAUUAGCUGGGAGAGCUGUGGGGGGCGGUGCUUGCAGAGAAGGGCAGGGCGCGGAGCCACAUGUCCUCUGCCCUCCACACCCCAGGGGCAGCAGGGGCGCAUUGGCCCCUUCCGGGAGCAGCGGGGGGGCGGGGUACGCAUGGAGCCUGCCUUAGCUUCGCUGUGCCCACUGCUGACUGGGAGCCACUGGAGGCAAGUGCUGCCCGGCGGGAGGCCACACCCCAACCCCCAUCCCUGAGCCCCCUCCCAGAGCCAGCACCCUGUACCCUCUCCUGCACCCCAACACUCUGCCCCAGCCUGGAGCCCCCUCCUGCACCCAAACUCCCUCCUGGAGCCUGCACCCCAACACUCCCUCCUAGAGUUUGGACCCCUCACACCUUCCUGCACCCCAACCCCCUGCCCCAGGCUCAGCUCAGAGCCCCCUCUCACACCACGAACCGCUCAGCCCCAGCCCAGAGCCCACAUCCCCUCCUGAAUCCCAACCCCCUGCCCCAGCCCGGUGAAAGUGAGUGAGGAUUGGGGAGAGUGAGCGACAGGGAGAGGGGGGAAUGGAGUGGGGUAGAUCUUGAGUUGUCCUUAGAUUCAAAAAAGUGAUCUUGGGGGUAAAAAGGUUGGAGACCACUGGUUUAAAGUGAAAUUCCUAGCCUGCUGUGUCCUGUCUCUACUUAAUCCCAUUAGUUGACCUUAAAGAAUCUAUCUAAAGAAAUUUUAAAAUGUUGUUCUAUUUUUAUAGAUAGUAGAGUAAGCUCUCCUUAACCGGAAUACAUUUGUCUGGCUGCUUACCUGAAUAUUUGUCCUUUCACUAAAGAAACUUAAUUUUGUUCUCAUAUGAGGUAAAUAGCUCAUCCUCUUAAUCUAUGGAUUUAAAUUAAUGAUGUGUAAAGAAUGAUGUGACCUUUGUAUUCUCUGACAAUUCAUUCCACCUUAUAGUUCUGUUUAUUUUUUGAAUGGAUUCAGUAAAAUUAUAUGAACAAGCCAAA